ACGAAACCGUCGACACCAGUCGACACUCGUGCGGCGACCGCGACCGCGAAUACACGAACUUCUGCUCCGUAAUCCGCGCGCGUUUUGCGGCUCCUUGGUCGCUUCUCUCCGUUCCCGAUGCUCCAAGUCGUGCUAAAAUACCACGAGGAUUUUCGUGCGAUUUCUCAUAAUGAUAUGAAGAUACUGCUGAAAUAUGCACAUCGUUGUGACUGUCACUUGGAGGAAGAUAUAAAAUCUUCUGCGAAAAGCCAAUAAAACCUAAUUUGAGUUAUUUAGUAAAUAAAGCAGUGAGUGAAUUGUUUAUCAUGUGAUGUUACAGGCUACUGAACGAUUCAAAUUGAUAAUUAAGAAUGAAUAAAUGAAGGGUGAUAUUGUCUGACCAGUUAAAGAAAGCAUAAAUUCUUCUAUAAGAACUGCUCGCGGUUAUGAUAAAGAUGUGAUAAAUGGAAUAGUGAGUGGAUAAUUAUUUUUGUUAUAAAAUCGAAUGACUGAAAUUAUUGCUUGAGAGUGUUUUAGUAAUGAGUCAACUUGACGAAGCGUGCGAGAAAAAUUUCGAAUUCUAAUCCGCGGCUGAAAGUGCCUGAACUCUUCAAUAAUGAAGUGAACCUUGAACAACGAUAUCCCAUCGUAUUCGCCAGUCGGAGCUUAUUGUAUUGCCGGUAGUAAUUAAUGCACGAAUCAACUCAACAUUAAUUAAUACUACGACCGUGUUAGGUCUACGAUCGAUUGAUUGCGCGGCUGAUUUCGUUGCAAAUAUUUGUGUCUACCUACGGCGAAGGGGAAGUGCAAAGUUUCAAACACGCUAGAGAAUUUAGAAGAAAAGCUCAGAGAACAAUGGCAUUAUGCAUGUUGAAACGAACAAUAGAGGAACCGAGCCAAGAAUGAAAGUCGAAGGAAAUAGAAAAGUGUAAAAGUGGUGGAAAUAAGAUCUGAAGGUUCAGAGGAGCGUAUGAAGAAGAAGUUUUGUAAAGUGGUUAAACGUUGGUGAAAUUGGGUGGAAGUCAACUCGAUCCGCCUCGAGGUAGUAAAAAUGAGUGGGUGAAGAAAGCUCCAACCGCUUUGGAGGUUUAAUGAAAUGACGGAGAACACUGAGAGAAGGCAGUGAAAAGUAUUUAUUCUGUCAUGCUAUUUUCUUUUCGUUGCAUUUUACUGCGUUUCGACUAGGAGUGACACAGGCGACGCGGCGACGACGUCGCAAAACCAGUGGCACUCUUCUUUUGCGUGCUUAACAACACUAGGGAAAAGCAAAACUGACAAGUAAAGAACGAAGACGAGCGAACAAGGGGAUUCGACGACGAGCAACGUUAGUGGAAAGGAGUAAACAACCGCGUAGAGGGGAGAUAAAAACGAAGAGAAGCGGAGACACGACGUUAAGAGCAACGGGGAGAUACUGACAUAAAGAAACGACCUUCGGGUGGAGAUUUAAUAACAACGCGACGGAGGGGUUGCAGAGAAUAUGAAGAGAAAGAAACAAGAUUAAGUAACCAGGGUAACGAGACCGUGGAGGGUGGAGGAGGAGAAAGGGUUGGAAGAACAACCGAGGAUACGAAAAAUAUUCGUGGAAAAAAAGGACAGUCGAUCGAAUGAUUAACCGAAUGAUGAGGUGGUGGAAGUAUGAGAAUACAAAGUGGUUUCCUUCCCUCGCCUCGAUCAAACUCGGCUGUACGUUACAUCGGCCGCCAGCAAUCGUGUCACGUAUCCAGAUUCAUUAAAGGGCAAAAAUGGGUGCCAACCAGUCGACGAGGAGCGAACCCACCCCUGGAGAAGAAGUGAACUUCGAUCACUUUCAAAUCCUGCGUGCCAUUGGAAAAGGAAGCUUCGGAAAGGUUUGCAUAGUGCAAAAGAGGGAUCGUACUGGGAAUAUGUAUGCGAUGAAGUACGUCCACAAGGGCGAGUGUGCAUUGAGGGGAGCGUUGAAGAACGUCGCGCGCGAAGUGGAAAUCCUCUCGCAGUUGGAACACCCCUGUCUCGUGAACCUGUGGUUCAGCUUCCAAGACGAGGAAGAUCUCUUCAUGGUCUCAGAUUUGCUGCUCGGCGGUGACCUAAGGUAUCACAUCCAGCAGGAAGUCGUGUUCACGGAGGAAAGCGUGGUGCUCUUUGUAGCCGAAAUCGCUCUGGCACUCGAUUAUUUACAGUGUCACAAAAUCGUUCACCGUGACAUAAAACCGGACAACAUCUUGUUGGACGAAGAAGGACACGCGCACGUGACGGAUUUCAAUAUAGCUACGGUCUUGGAGGAUGGAGAAUUGGCCACGUCCAUGUCAGGAACAAAACCAUAUAUAGCUCCAGAAAUUUACAUGUGUUCCUGCGAGGAAUACGGUAUCGUCGGUUAUGGAUUCCCUGUGGACUGGUGGAGCCUGGGAAUCCUCGCUUGGGAAACCCUCGCAGGAGAACGGCCUUAUCCUAUCUGCUCCACUACGUCCAAUAGAGAGGCGUUGCACAUCCUUCAGAAGGAAAGACCGACACCCCCGGGUUGGAGUUCUUUGAUGUUCGAACUUUUGGACGGGUUGUUAACUGUGUCACCUGGGGCUCGUAUAUCCACACUGAAACAGUUUAAGCAAGUGGGCGUGAUGCGUGAUCUUGACUUUGAUAAAGUACUGAACAAACAGAUCAAGCCACCGUUCACGCCGCCGAAGGAUCACCUGAACUGUGAUCCAACGUUCGAACUCGAAGAGAUGAUCAUCGAGACGAAACCGUUGCACAAGAAGAAGAAGCGUCUGGCGAAGCAGAGAUCCCUGAAAGUCGAUCAUCCCCCGGAGGAUACGGCGGUUGGAAUCGCGGAGAGUGCCGGACCGAAUGUGGAUUUCAGAAGAUUAGCAUAUAUCCCGGAGUACCGUGUGUACAACCGAGAACGUGAGAUGGAAAGACAGGAGAGGGAGAGAAAAGAGAAACAGUGGGAGGAGGAUCUGAACACUGCCAUGAAGGGUGCUGAAGAGAGAUUGAAGGCAAAGGAGCAACCGAUACUGCGGACCGGAAACCGAUUGAGUGUAUCCAGUGUGAAGACACGCAUAAACAGUUCUCCAAGACAAGGAAGACGCGGCAGCACGGCGACGUCCUCAGAUAUCGACUUCAUCGAUGCCAGUCCCGAGCCUUCUACAUCUUAAAUUCUUUCUAGUGAAUCGUUCGUAUAUGAUACAAGAAAAUUCAUACAUAUUCUCCGGAUAGAAAGUUUUAAAGUGUCAUCAUCUUUGCAAAGUAUUGUACUUGAAAAAUCCGUUCUCGUUCUUGAUACACGUAGCCCCUGGGAACAAUGGACAUUUCCGGUUCAGUGACUGCUCGAAGCGAAUGUGAUAUUCACGAAUUCAGUAAGGGUACAGUGAAUAAAAAUUUGACUACGUUUUCUUAAUAAGAUUAACACGUUCGAAAUUUAUAAUUGAUAAAAAAUCUCUAUAUAACACUUGUACGAAGGUUUCUUUACCGAAAUAUCAACUAGUAUAAGCACUCAACCAUUGAUCUCACUCUGAUUCUCUCUUAAGAAAAGUGUAGCUACCGUUUAUUUUUGUAAGGAAUGAAACAAAAUGUAACCGACCAAUGCAGAGCCUUUUAAAGAACAUUCUACAGAUAUGAAAGCUUAGUGAGGAAAAACAAGAAAGAAAAAGGACAUUUAGGAGUUAGGACUUUCCACUCUUUUAUUUUCCUUGAGCUCAUCUCUUUUUAAAAAAAAGAACAAUCGAGCAAUACAAUGUUGCAAGGGAUUGUCAGAGUAUGCCGUCAGUAUUUACACACACACACACUCUUCACUACAUAUAGCUGGAACGUGAUCCUUACCUUCCCUCUUACAAUUAAAGGAUCACGGAAAUCUACGAUAGUUCCAAUUUGGAUGAAUUUUGUAACGUUUGACAAAGUUAAGACGUCUGCGUAAAAGAUCUAUAUCAUCCGAAUUUUGUAGCGAAUUAAUGAUUACGAGGAUAAUGAUCACGAAUAGGUGAUCUCCUCGAUUCAGAUUGUUGUUCAAUCAUUCAUUCACCUGCCAUAAUCACGUCACGUACCUUGAAUCAACGAUUGCACCUCCGAUAAUCAACCGACGAACACCAAAAAUAAUGUAAUUUUAUAAAAUAAUUGUUAGAAAAGAAUACAUACAUUGUAACGUAAAACUAAAUAAUUAAUAAUAAUAGAUAAUUAAAACGACUAGAAUACCAUUUUGUCUCUGUUUCCUUCAUAUUAUGGCUUAUCGUUAUUAAAGUUAACUGAAGUACUUGAAAAACUCGGAGUAAGAAACGGUCAACUAGAUUUUCACUUGACUAUGCGUUUGAGCCGUUUAAUCAUUCGAAACAAGAAUUAGUAAAAAGGAUUAAAUUCGUUUGGUGCAUCGGAUAGUUAUAAAUAAAUUGAGAUUCUUGCACGGAACGACUUUUGAUAAAAUAAAAAACCACGCAUAGCCAAGUCAUUUUGUCUUGAAAUUUGGGGCAGUAAAUAGUCACAAAAACUUCACGGCACUGUGACUAUUUAUUGCACCGAAACGACUACCAAUAUCAAUUAUUCUUAAAGAGGCAACUGAAGAUUAAGUCGACCACUUCUUGCUCUGAUCCGCUCUACAUUUUCUCCUUAUGUAUUGGUAAAACUAAUCGAUAAGCGCUGGAACGGCGCCAUAAGCACUCAAUUAAUAUAUUUACUACAAAAAUUCGAUAGAAGCGAUUUAAUACGUACAUAAUAACUGUAAUAGGUACAUAAACGAGAGCGGGAUUGCCAAAGGAGUGCCGAAUAAUCAAUAACAGAGGCGUCGUUUCGUGAGAGGGAACAGAGAAUGAAACAACAAAGUUAAUGGUCUUUACAAACUUAUAAAUUCCUUCCGCUUGAGAGGAACGUUUUUAAUUGGCAAUUACAAUAACAAAACAAGAAAGAAGAACAGCCGGAGAAAGUGAAUGCUUAAUGCUUUGCAUAUUGUUUGCACUUGAAGAGAUGCAAGGUCCUAACAAUAUUCACAGAGAAGUAAUGAUAUAAAAGAUAAAAAAAGAACUGCAAAAGUAAGGAAUGAAAAAUUUCACUGGAUCAAUAUGACAUUAUAGAAAAUAUAAGAAGAUAAGAAAUAUAAAAGUAUGUUUAUACGUGUUCUCCAGACGUGAUCCGAUGAAAACCGCAAAGUAAAUAUUAGGAAAGAUAAAUUUGACUUGAGGGUAGAAGCGAUUUAUCUAUAAAAUAGAGUAACGUUUAUUUUUUAAAUUAAGAAGAAGAGUCCUACGAACGUAUUUGUACACGAACGGAAGAUAAAGAAGAUAAAUUCGCGUCGCAAUGCUCUA
This is a messenger RNA of Ceratina calcarata, 5237 nucleotides long. Its product is annotated as serine/threonine-protein kinase 32A. Gene Ontology annotation, biological process: regulation of signal transduction; G protein-coupled receptor signaling pathway; protein phosphorylation. NCBI's taxonomy places the organism in Eukaryota, Metazoa, Arthropoda, Insecta, Hymenoptera, Apidae. The transcript is spliced from 10 exons. Gene Ontology annotation, molecular function: G protein-coupled receptor binding; G protein-coupled receptor kinase activity; ATP binding. The coding region runs from base 1722 to 3104 and encodes 460 amino acids. The record is from RefSeq and is a predicted model, not a curated record.